AUGGCUCAGUGUUAUGAUCAGGAUGAAGGGCGUAUAAAUCAUGGAACAGACUUAGCAUUGGGUAUCAACCCAAAUAAAAGCAAGAGAGAAGACUUGGACGAGGAACGCCUGCAGAAGUGUCAUGAUGCAGCGGGUGCCCGCAAGUCCAAAAAGUUGGGGAAAUUGAAAGGGAUGCACGAGGAGCAGCCGCAGCAGCGGCAGAGCCCCGAGGAAGGGACGACGUACAUCGCGCCCGUGACUGAGCCCUCUGUAAACACAGCACUUGUCCCCCACAUGUCUGCUAUCUCACCAGCACUUACUCCCUCUCCUGUUAAGAUCCUUGAAAGCAUUGAACCGGAGAUCGUGUAUGCAGGGUAUGACAGUUCGAAGCCAGACACAGCGGAGUACCUGCUUUCCACUUUAAACCGCCUGGCGGGCAAGCAGAUGAUUCAGGUGGUGAAGUGGGCAAAGAUACUUCCAGGAUUUAGAAACUUGCCUCUCGAGGACCAAAUUACUUUAAUUCAGUAUUCAUGGAUGUGUCUGUCAUCGUUUGCCUUGAGUUGGAGAUCGUACAAACAUACAAACAGCCAGUUCCUCUAUUUUGCACCAGACCUGAUCUUCGAUGAGGAACGGAUGCGCCAGUCUGCUAUGUUUGAACUGUGCCAGGGGAUGCACCAGAUCAGUCUGCAGUUUGUUCGCUUGCAGCUUAGCUUUGAGGAGUACACUAUAAUGAAAGUUUUGCUGCUGUUAAGCACAGUGAACUCACCGGGCAAGAAUUCCCCCGGCAGAAGGAGGCUGGAUGUUGGGGGCAUUGCAGGGGGGGAGGAGGAGCGGGAGAUCAAAGAGGCCGCUGCACCUAUUCUGGCUUUCGCUUGCAAGCUGUCGGCAGCAGGGUGCACGCCCGGGGCUGCCGGGGCCGGGGGCUGCCCGGGCUCGUGCUGCGGAGAGCGUCUCCCCAUUCGGUGCAAGCUGCGAGAAGAAACGAACGGCAAGCGACAGGCGCUAGUUGUGCAGCGCUGGAAGGCGCUUAUCGCCGAAACCGCUGAAGGACGCCAGAGCGGGCUGAUGCAGCAGCAGAUUUAG
Molecule: messenger RNA, 1062 nt
Organism: Fulmarus glacialis (Northern fulmar)
Lineage: Eukaryota; Metazoa; Chordata; Aves; Procellariiformes; Procellariidae
Product: mineralocorticoid receptor-like
Source: RefSeq, a predicted model, not a curated record